This is a messenger RNA of Mizuhopecten yessoensis (Yesso scallop), 378 nucleotides long. RefSeq names its product galectin-3-binding protein-like. NCBI's taxonomy places the organism in Eukaryota, Metazoa, Mollusca, Bivalvia, Pectinida, Pectinidae. Gene Ontology annotation, cellular component: membrane. The coding region runs from base 10 to 378 and encodes 122 amino acids. The transcript has 3 exons. The record is from RefSeq and is a predicted model, not a curated record.
AAUGACGUGAUGUCUGCUGCAGCUGGACGUGGCGUAGCGGUACCCGUCCGGUUGGCAGACUCCCCUAGGGACGGGGAGGGACGGGUGGAGCUGUUCCACGACGGCGUGUGGGGUACUGUCUGUGACGUGUUAUUCGGUGUUGCUGAGGCCAAACUCGUCUGUGAGGUACUCGGGUACAGUUAUGGCGGUCUUCUCCAGCCAAAAAUGACGUACGGGUUUGGGCGUGGCCCUAUCAUGGUCGACCUUGACUGCCCGUGGGAUGCCACUAAUCUCGGCCAAUGCAGUCAAACAGGAUGGAGUCAAAACCCACCGAGUGUUUGUAAUCACGACGCGGAUGUGGGCGUGGCCUGUAGGACAUCUCCAUCCGAAGGACUUUGA